AUGGGCGGUCAUCUGGCGGAGUCUGCCUCCGAAAAGACGACACAGGAAGACGUGAGCGAACCCACGGCCUUGCCGCUGAACUCAUUACGAACUAUUCCGGACUAUAGCAGACGUAAUUCGAAUGAAACACCGGAUGGGCCCCAGCUCGGGCAUACAAUAAAUCCAGACACGGGCAAUCAGGACCAGCUGGCGAUAUUUGCGACGACACCACAUGUUGAAGCGGCUGCCGAUGUGCCAUACCACGUGUUUCGAAAGCGCACGAAGUAUCUCAUGGUUGCCCUGAUUGGUGUGGCUGGGACUUUGUCAGGCCUGACAUCUAGCACCUAUUUUCCAGAAUUUGACAUAUCACACCAACUAACCUCUCUUACAAUUACUACAUAUUCGCUCAUGCAGGGUAUAGGGGUCCUGCUAUGGGGAACCCUCUCGGAUAAGUUAGGGAGACGUCAAGCUUAUAUCUACUCCUUCAUCGUCUGCCUCGUUGCUAAUGGAGUUCUUUCCGGCUCCCCCAACCUGCCAAUUAUCUUCGUAUUCCGUGGCUUGCAGGCAUUCGGCAGCGCCUCCGUGAUCAGCAUUGGGAGCGGCUUCAUCCAGGAUAUUGCACCCCCUAUCGAGAUCGGUGGUUUUUUAAGUAUAUAUCAAGCGUUACGCAUGUUUGGCAUGGCCGUGGGUCCUGUAAUGGGCGGCGCUUUGGCCCAAAGAUUUGGAUUCCGUUCCAUAUUCAUUGCCCUCGCCAUAUUCAACGGCCUGAUCCUAGUGAUGAUCAUCGUGGUUCUGCCAGAGACGUUGAGAUCUGUGGUCGGGAAUGGCUCUGCGCGCGUCAAGGGCUUCAGAUACAAGCCUCUUUGGGAUUUUAGGGCGGGAGGGCAGUCAGACACCGCAAGCCCUUACCACAUGACCAAGCAGAAGAUCAAGUUGCGGGACUUCUUGGAGCCCCUAUGCAUGCUACGCGACAAGAAUACGCUGUUUUGCCUGGUUUUGGGUGGAGUCGCGUGCUCGAUGUGGAGUAUGAUGAAUGGCACCACGACGAUGAUUCUCGAAGAAAGGUUUAGCCUCAGCGAGCUUGAUAUAGGCCUGGCAUACUUGGCGAAUGGAUCCGGUACCUGUCUCGGAUCAGUCAUCCCCGGAUGGUUGAUGAAUAGGGACUUCCGCUCCACCGAAGCGAGGUACAGACAAGCCCACGGCAUGCCAGAUGAAAGCAAUAUAUUGCUCAAGGCUAUACCCAGUGACUUUCCGAUCGAAAAGGCACGACUCCGCCACGUCUUCUGGAUCAUCGUGAUGCUAUCGCUCUCGGUGGUCCUUUACGGUCUGGCGCUCUUGGACUCAUUUACAACAUCACGCCGGCGUUGGAUCGCCGUCCUCCUGGUUCUACAGUUCUUCAUCGCGGUGUUCGCAAACAUGAUAUUUGCCUUGACCUCUUGCCUCAUGACCGACUUAUACCCGGGGAAGGGCGCCAGCGCCACGGCGAUUAGUAACCUCGCGCGGAGCACUCUUUCUGCGGGUGCUGUUCCUCUCGUGCACUACAUGAUUAAAGGGAUUGGGGCCAUGCCAUCCUUUUGCGCCCUGGGUGGGGGUGUGCUCGUCUUGUGCAUGUCUGCGGCGGCAGUCAGCCGCACAUAUGGGAUGAAGUGGCGGGCGGAAACAUGAAGAGAAUGGGAUGAAUCAUGAGAGGGAGUUCAAAAGUCCAAUUGAAAUGUGAGCCAGGAACCCGGAG
Messenger RNA from Diaporthe batatas, 1711 nucleotides. RefSeq lists its product as uncharacterized. Gene Ontology annotation, biological process: transmembrane transport. The record is from RefSeq and is a predicted model, not a curated record. NCBI's taxonomy places the organism in Eukaryota, Fungi, Ascomycota, Sordariomycetes, Diaporthales, Diaporthaceae. Gene Ontology annotation, molecular function: transmembrane transporter activity. The transcript is spliced from 5 exons. Bases 1 to 1644 code for a protein of 547 amino acids.